AAUGCACUCCGCAUGACGUGGAGAUUCUUUACCUCCACGUCACGCAUUAAAAUUGUGUAAUGAACAGCUAGCCUCGGAUUAUCCCUUAUGUAUCGGUGAUUAUUGGAUAUUGGAUGGACAGUUGCUGGAAUAAUCAUAUUAUUGGAAUACUUUAGAAAUUACAUAUCACAAAUCUCCUCAGAGUACAGUGCUUUAGCCAUGUUCCUAUUGUGACAUACUUUCAUUUCCUGUUCCUGUCUUUGACCCUUGUGAUCAGUUGUUUCCACCGUGCUCUUAUUGUGACAUUACACAGCUGCACUGUACUGAUAGGUUUUAAUGUACAGUACAUACCUUUAAGUAAGUAAUUGAAUUGUAUUUUGUUGUUAUUCUUCUUUUUGUUGGAUUUUUUUUUUUGUAUUUUUCAUGUGGCUUCUCACAGAUCACUGUGAUUUUUUUGCCUGUGGAUUUCUGUCUCAUCCCAUUCCAAUGGCUACAACAGUCUGCAGUUCUAAACCACCAGGGUGACAUGCCUGGUGAUUAUGCGGGCCAUGGAAAAACUGGGACGUUUUUAGCUUCCAGGUGUUACAGAUCUUUAAAACACAGGGGCCUGAAUUAUCAUGAGGUGAUAGUGCUGGCAAAUUGCACUGCAGUGGACUCUAGAGCAUGAAUAUAUAUUUGUGUGUAACAAACCACAUUUUAGUCUAGAGUUUCUUAUAAGAACAAACUUAUUAGAACAAACCAUGGCUAUGUAAUAUUAUUGUAUGAGCAUCCUGUAGAUGUACCACAGCACUUAUUUCUACUGUAAUUGCUCCAGGUUCUUGGAGCAUGAUAAACACUGCUAUAUGGAGAGCUGGUGUGGUGUAAUUGCCCAUUUCCUGUGUGCAGGAGUGCCCUGGCUGGUGUUGGCGAGGCAGCAGGACUGCCUGACUGCAGGCGAUUCAUGCUCCAGUGAUGAGGCGUGCAGUCCACGACUACGCACUCUGCGUCAGUGUGUGGCAGGCGGAGGGAGUGUGAAGCUGGGGCCAGGGGCUCGUAACCACUGCGAAAACGCGGUAACCGCUCUGCUAGCCAGUCCUCUUCACCGCUGCCAGUGUAAACGUGGCAUGAAGAGGGAGAAGAACUGCCUCAGCAUCUACUGGAGCCUCAAGCAGUCUGUAAUACACGGACUGAACCUUGUAGAGAAUUACCCAUAUGAGCCUGUCGAGCGAGGGUUUGAUUAUGUUCGGCUGGCUUCCAUCGCUGCAGAGUCUGACGCGGGUAUGGCGACAGUGAAUCAUUGUCUGGAUGCGGCUAAAGCCUGCAAUGUGGAUGACACAUGCCAGAAGCUGCGCACAGAGUAUGUGUCGGCCUGCAUAACCCCAUCAGUGAGAGUGGGGUCUUGUAACCGCAUGCGCUGCAACAAAGCCCUGCGAAAGUUCUUUGACCGUGUGCCACCUGACUACACACACGAGUUGCUGUUCUGUCCGUGCUCAGACACAGCAUGCUCUGAGCGCCGGCGCCAGACCAUCGUCCCUGCAUGUUCAUAUGAGGAAAGAGAAAAACCCAACUGCCUGGUUCAGCUCAGCAGCUGUGAGGAUGACCUUGUGUGCAAAUCUCGUUGGGCCCAGUUCAAGCAUGACUGCCAGCCUUCAGAGCUCACUGCCAGCAGCUGCCAGCAAGAGAACUAUGGGGCCUGCCUCAUUGCCUACACUGGCCUGAUAGGAACCCCUCUCACCCCAAACUAUUUGGAUAACUCCACAUCUAAUGUGGGGCCAUGGUGUUCGUGUGCAGCCAGUGGGAAUCACAGGGAGCAGUGCUAUGACUUCCUUAUCCAUUUCCAUGAAAACACAUGUCUAAAAAACGCUAUCCUUGCCUUUGGCAAUGACACUGACUCCAAAUCAGCAGCUAACCAGCCAGAUGCAGCCAGUCCAAGGACCAAUCAACGCCUAGCUACCAGUACCAUAACCACUACCACCAUCUCAAUUAACGUGGAGAGCCAGCAGAACAUCUUCCAUCCACAAAUACCCACCCAGAUGAAUGAGAAAGACAGACUGUUGAGUGAAUCUACCCUCCCAUUACCUGAUCUGUACGACAGCAGCCCUGGAUGCACUGACCUGGCAGUGACAGCUUUUCUCCCCACCAUCCUGUUGCUGGCUCUUCAGUUCUAGAACCAAGCUGGCCAAUCACAGCUCAGCAGCAUGGAGUUGGGUUGGGACAGUGUGUGAGGCUUUUCAUCAAACCCCCUCUGGUGAGAAAAAGAGAGAACUAUCCAGAAAAAAGACUAUGGCCCAAGUUUCCAGCCCACAGUGUGAAGUAGUGAUUUAUUUUAUGAGCACAGUUCUAUGACUGAUAUGCGAAACUGAACUGGAGUAAAGAGUGUGUGUAUAUAUGUGUGUGUGUGUGUGUGUGUGUGUGUAUAAAACUUUCUAUGAAGGAAAAAAGAAAAAAAGAACACAUUUUGAAGUGCAAAAAACUUAAAUAACUCUGUGGCUUAUCAUAUAGUCCCUAAUCAUUAUUAUGUCAAUACAUAUUUUUUCAGAUACAGUGAUUUUGGUACACCUGUAUUGACUAAUCAGGUCAGUUCUGCAGCAUGCAUAAGGGACAAAGCACACAUUGAUCAGUGUCUAGCUCGAGAGCUGUAAUCAUACACUAGUGUUUGUGGUGUUGAUGACUCUUCACAGUAAGACAAUUUAUUCUGAUGGAAUCGCAGGGAUGUUUAAAUAAUAUGAUGUACUUUAUUUUUGUAAUGUGUACAAAUUAUUCAUUUAUCAUUAGUGAUAUUCUCUCUUGUUACAGUCAUGAGUUUUGUCUUCAGUGAUGUCUGCAAAUUGCAUACCUUUGCUUUAACCUGAGACUUACUGAACUGCCAUGUAUUUGA
Messenger RNA from Ictalurus furcatus (blue catfish), 2836 nucleotides. RefSeq names its product GDNF family receptor alpha 4a (gene gfra4a). The record is from RefSeq and is a predicted model, not a curated record. NCBI's taxonomy places the organism in Eukaryota, Metazoa, Chordata, Actinopteri, Siluriformes, Ictaluridae. Gene Ontology annotation, biological process: nervous system development. Gene Ontology annotation, cellular component: signaling receptor complex; external side of plasma membrane. Gene Ontology annotation, molecular function: signaling receptor activity. The transcript is spliced from 7 exons. Bases 756 to 2126 code for a protein of 456 amino acids.